This is a messenger RNA of Ornithodoros turicata, 2847 nucleotides long. Its product is annotated as cytochrome P450 4V2-like. The transcript is spliced from 11 exons. Lineage: Eukaryota; Metazoa; Arthropoda; Arachnida; Ixodida; Argasidae. Gene Ontology annotation, molecular function: heme binding; monooxygenase activity; oxidoreductase activity, acting on paired donors, with incorporation or reduction of molecular oxygen. The record is from RefSeq and is a predicted model, not a curated record. Bases 1178 to 2743 code for a protein of 521 amino acids.
AUAAAUGUCAGAAUUAUAAAUAUAUAACCGCUUCUACAUAGGAACGCAUCACCUGAAAACAGAAAAAGAAAAAUGAAGAACACUGUCUGUCGUUGUUUAGUUGAGAAAGAAAAUCACAGGGCGAAGGCAUACAUCGUGGUGACAUUUUUCCGCGGCGUGGUUAGUCAUGACAAGAUACUGACUAACCUUCCCACAUUUCAAAAGCGGCAAACAGUACGGCAAUCGUAUCAUCUUUCAUUGAAAUUUACUUAUAGAUUUCAUUUACAAACUUCUUAUUUUCUUGUUUAUGCAGUUAUUACUAAUUUCACAUUUCUUUCUUAUUAUAAUUUGAUGCAAAAUUAUUUCAAAUUAUCACAAAUUGAAAACAAACGGCAAUAGCAUGUAGCCAUAAUAUCGCAUAUAUCACGCGUUUUACUUUUUUUUUUCUUGCAACGCAGAUUUUUGCAUCUUACGCCCAGUUCGAUGAGCGCUGAUAUAUGAAUGGGCAGAUGACUAUCAGCAAGAGAGAGGGAAACCGGUCCCUACAAUCCAACACAGUCUGCUACAUCUACACAAAUACGCACGCGUCUACAAGGCGUGUUAAUUAAUGCAUCCGAACGCACUUUGGGGGGAAUUACCGAGGGAUGAGCAGGAGCGAAACAAAUAACGCAGGCACCUGAGGUUACGGGACACGCAGUCACACAAGUCUGCAAACCUCCUUCGUGGAAAGAUGACCCAUUCGAGCAGGAUUCCCCUUUCUCUAAUGCAACCGCGCGGAGCGGCUUACGUCACACAAGUCCGCGGCGAGUAGGGGUGCACGUGUUGUUCCCUGUUACGUGCUCCGCGAAGGCUAUCGAAGGUCAGUUUACAAGAUGACGCCGUUUUCCUUACCGCUUGCUCUCCGUACGUGCGUUUGUUCUUUAUGAGUUCUUUUUUUUUCCGUUCCCCAAGGGUGAAAUGAGGAGAGGGACAUGGGGGGUACCCAGCACUCUUUCUACUAUCAAAGGAACAUUCUCUCCCUCUCGUGAUAUUCUUGAGGUUCGACAUGUCCUCCUCUCUACGCAAGAAAGGUUUUCCAAAAAAUUUGCAACACGCAAUAAAACACGCGCACGACCGUUGCGACGGGCACAUUCGGUUCUCGGCUUGUCUCAUGUCUGCGUGUCGUCUUUGAUCGGAAGCUUCACCCGCGACACCAGCCAUGUUUGCGGCCCUGGGGCAGGACAGGAUAUCCUACCCGAGUUCGUGGAGGGCUGCUGUGUUGAGCACGACUGUGUACAUAUUCCUUUUCGCUGUGUUUGUGAAGUGUCUGCAAUUCAUUGGACAGUGGCUAAGGAUCUACUGGCACCUGAGGAAAUGUCCGCAUCCUAAGGAACGAUGGCCCUUUUCACUCUUACUGGAUAUGUGGCAGGAGAUGCGCCAGAUGGACCCCAGAUUGAAUGUUCCUGCAAAGCUCUUCAACUACUUGAACAUGAUGUUCCAGACUGUCCUCGACCAAGAAGUGACAGUUGUAUAUUAUGGGCCCCAGCCAUUUGUUCUCGGAGUAACGCCCACCACUGUUGAGGCCCUACUGAACAACAGUGAAAACCUGAACAAAUCCUUCCUCUACGGCAUGAUGAAGCCCUGGAUUGGAAACGGCUUGCUGACAAGUGACAAGCACAUUUGGAGGCAGCGGAGGAAGGUGCUCAGCCCGGCGUUCCACUUUCGAACUCUGGACGAGUAUGUGCCCGUGAUGAACCGCAGGUCCCACGACCUGGUUCGAAAGAUGGGAGAAGUCGGAAAGGACUACUUUGACGUACUUCCCGCCAUGCGCCUCGCGGCGUUUGGAAUCUUAUUCGAAACCGCCAUGGGAAUCCAGCUUGAAGAAGAGAAAGUGGGGCAGACGGGAUUUCUGAGUGUGAAUGACGAUGUCUCAACUCGUAUCAUGACACGGAUGCUGAAUCCGCUCCAAUGGUUCAACACUGUGUAUAACAACACUGAGGAUGGGAAGAUAUUCUUCGACCAAGUGAAGCUCAUCAAAGAGUACACGAUGAACAUACUAAAGACAAGAAAGGCAACUUACAAAGUGGGCAUGGCCGAAGAGGACAGAAAGAAAAGCUUCAUGGACAUUCUUCUUCGCAUGCAUAUGGAGGAAGGAAUAUUCACUGAGGAUGAAAUCCGUGAAGAAGUAAACACCUUCAUGAUUGGGGGAUUCGAUACAACAGCAACAGCGGCUGCAUUCGCUUUACAUCUGCUGGGAAACAACCCAGACAUUCAAGGCAGGGUACACGAAGAAAUUGACGCCGUAUUUGGCAACGACAGGGAGCGCACCGUUACGGUUGAAGACAUCAAGAAGCUCAAGUAUCUGGAAUGUGUUAUCAAGGAAACACUUCGGUUGUACCCGCCUAUUCCGUUGCUUGCUCGCAACAUCGACAAGGACGUCACCGUCGGUCAAUACACCAUACCCAAAGGCACAGUAGCACUGGUGGGUCUCUAUUUUCUGCAUCGGCAUCCCAGGUUCUACGACAAACCGAACGAUUUUGUGCCUGAGAGGUUCUUGAGCACCAGCGAAAAGAACCCCUUCGUCUACGUGCCUUUCUCCGGCGGCGCCAGGAACUGCAUUGGUCAGAAAUUCGCGCAACUCGAAGACAAGAUUCUCCUGGCCCAGAUCCUCAGGAACUUCAAGGUCGAAUCCAAACUCGCCUCGAACGAUCUGCAGAUGUCGUUGGAGCUUGUCCUUCGACCAACUCAGGGAUUGGAAAUCAAACUCACACCGAGGAGUUCAUGAAGAUCCGUGUAAAAAAGAACUUACGGCUUUGCGCAAGCCGAUGUACAUACGCUCUGUGAUAUUUUGUGUUAUUUAUUUAAAUUAAUAAAGGUCAAAUGAAAUGC